AUGACUGAAAAAUCAAAGACCACUCUCACAAGCCUUCCGUUUCCUCCCAUCACUGCUUCACAUAUCCUGAACUGCUCUUUUCAUACGUGGCAUCCGCUGUUCAGGUCUCUAACCCCCAAAUCUAGACUGGUUCCCUUGACACAGCCUUUCCUGGACUAUCUCCGUGCUGAUGGCAUUGUCUUGCCUCCAGAAGCCAAUGCUGAUGACAGUGGAUAUGAGGACGAGGAAGAAGAAAACGAGAACAUAGAUCCUUCCGACCAAUGGCUCAGUGUCCAUGAAUCUAUUCGCGAAACUAUUGAGACUCUUGGGGGCAAAGUCCUACCGAAGUUGAACUGGUCAGCACCAAAAGACGCCACAUGGAUUUCGGCAACAAACGACAUGGAAUGUCGCACACCUAAUGAUGUUUACUUAUUGCUCAAAUCCAGCGAUUUUAUCACGCACGACCUUGAACAAGCGUUCGAUGGAUGCGUGGACCAAGCCGAAAUUCCAUAUCACUUGGUUCUGCGAAAAUCUUUUAAUCUCAAUCCCUCACUCGAAUUUCGAUGUUUUGUCCGGAACAAACGAUUGAUAGCAAUCAGUCAGCGUGAGAUGAAUUACUUCGAAUUUCUCUUCGAUUUGAGGGAUUCCUUCAGAGCGAAAAUACAGGAAUUUGUUGAGAGGAUAUCUGACUUUCCUGAGUCGAACUUCGUCUUCGAUGUCUAUAUACCACCACCACAUGAGAAAUUAUGGCUGAUCGACAUUAAUCCAUGGGCUCCAAGGACUGACCCUCUACUGUUCUCCUGGCUCGAAAUACUGCAAUUACCGGAACCAGAAGCAGGUACAAUAUUCGAUCCAGAGUUCAGAUUGGUACAGCGAGAUGAUCCAGAGGCUUAUCAGUUUGCGUCUACCAAAUACAGUGCACAUAAGCUACCGAGAGAAGUUGUUGACGCCAGUAUGGCUCCUGGUGGCAUGAAAAGUAUGAUGGAGGAAUGGAAUAAAGUCAUGAAUAAGGAGCUUGGUGACUCGUCAGACGAUGAAGGUCCCUGA
Messenger RNA from Exophiala bonariae, 1026 nucleotides. RefSeq lists its product as uncharacterized. Gene Ontology annotation, cellular component: cytoplasm. The record is from RefSeq and is a predicted model, not a curated record. The transcript has a single exon. NCBI's taxonomy places the organism in Eukaryota, Fungi, Ascomycota, Eurotiomycetes, Chaetothyriales, Herpotrichiellaceae. The coding region runs from base 1 to 1026 and encodes 341 amino acids.